Molecule: messenger RNA, 1210 nt
Organism: Haliotis rufescens (red abalone)
Lineage: Eukaryota; Metazoa; Mollusca; Gastropoda; Lepetellida; Haliotidae
Exons: 4
Coding region: 385-996 (203 amino acids)
Source: RefSeq, a predicted model, not a curated record
CUGCAAAACAAAAAUUAAAUGUGGGUUUAAAAUCAACGUAAUGUUGACAUUAUUCACUGAAUAUAUUUGAUAGUGUGUUAUUUCAGUUAUAUUAAGUUCAGCAUAUUUGUCAUCGUGAGUCGUUUGUCUUGAUUUCCCCAUAUACACCCAACCUAUAUUAUGUUUCGUGCUGCGUUCACUGACAGGUGGCGUUGCGAAAAUGUUUACAAGAUGGUGGCAAGGAAAAUUAGCACACGAGAAUCGCUGAGUGAAACCGGGCAUUAGCAGAAAUUUACAUUCUUGAUGAUGAGGUCUACCUAGAAAGCUGAGAAGAUUUGUUUGGAAAUAAUUCUGCCUCAAGACUUCAUCUACUCCAGUUGUAGAUACAUACAGUGAUUAAUCAAAAUGGCAGGCGAGGAAAGCAUACAAUCUUCACCUGUAUCUCCAAGACCUCAAGCCAGGUCCUAUCGAGCUUAUGUUGAACAACAGAGGGUGUUAGCCCUGAAACGAGAGGAUCCUGAUGGACCUAAGUUGUGGCGGCAGAUGGUGAUAGGAUUCAUCUGUGCUGCUUGUGUUGGCUUCAUUAUGUUCAUUCUUGGAAGUAUCUUCAUAUCAGAAGCCAUUUCCUUGAAGUAUUCUGCAACAAUCAUGUUGUGUGUCAUGGGCAUGGUUUGUGGUUUGAUAAUUGUCGUUGGUACAAUUAUCCUGGGCAAGUUGUUUAUAUCAAGAAAGUGGAGGAAGUCUCAAGGGAGGGAACUCCAGCAUCCUCCAGCUGCUUGCUUUCAUACAUGUUCAGUUAUCUACACCCCAUCCCAAGAUCAACUGACCCAGGUAGGGUGUGGUGAACCGCCUCCCGCUUACGACUCCCUUGUACUGAUGCCCCUCCCUCCUGGUCACCCUCGAGUCAUCUUGGACUCGGAUGGAGGAUCGGAAUCUGACCCAACAAUUAUGGUCCUGCCUCCCAAGUACGAUGACAUAGCUGAUCCCCUGCCGCCUUACAUAGAGGACAGACCUUGAUGAUGGUCUGUUACGGAGCUGGGAGACAUCACUGAUCUGCUGAGAUUUCAUAGGGCCACUUGGAGAACCUAUGUGUUUGUCCUUGUAUUGCCACGGGUGGCCCAGUUGUCUAAGUUGCCGUGAUUCGCUGUGCAGAGUUGUGUCCACUUGGGCCAGAAACCUAUGAUUGUGGGCUCUAAUCCCGCUUCGCCCCGAUUAUGUUUCUAGGUUUUUC